UUUGAAGGGCUUCUUCCAUAUUGGAGGUCAACCAAGCUGAGACAACAGAACUUUUAGUUCAAUUGUGUGGGAAGCUGGCUCAGAGGAAGCUCCAGUGGGGACACUGAAGAUAAAAGUAGUGAGAAAUUAAAAAUUCACAUUUUGGGUCUUUUCCAACUUCUAUAGUGGUUGGCUGUUAAGAAGUGGAGACAUUUGGAUAAACCAGGAACACCUGGCUGCCCUCAGUGUGAAUGAUUGUUCGGGGAUGAACUGUGAAGCAUGUUUUCUCCAGUCUUCCUCAGAGUUCUCACCAGGGUGAUGAAAAGAGGCAUCCCGUUCUGGAGUGAUGGAAAUGAGAGCCUCUCCCCUGUCACAAGGUUUCAUGUAAGGUUAGCUGCUACAGGCAUCAGAUCAAGGGAACCUUAAACAAGGGACAAACUAGCUUUUCAAGACAGUGCUGUAACGUGCCACUGAACCAACCCACUGGGAACUGUUCAUAGCAUCAAAAACUUCAUUCACAUGGACUGAUGCCAUCUCUCCAGUGUCCAAGCACCAUGAACUGAUGAUAGAAGUCUUUAUGGAGCUUAUAUCACCUGGACCAAAGGGAAUGGUUUUCUGAUCAUUAACAAGGAUCCUAACUGCCAGCAUGACGAGCCAGGAGAAGUGGCUUAACCUUAGUCCUGGAGAGUUUUCUCAGCUUCAGAAAUAUGCAGAGUAUUCCACAAAGAAAAUUAAGGAUGUCUUGGAAGAAUUUCAUGGCAGUGGCGUGUUAGCAAAAUAUAAUCCUGAAGGGAAACAAGAUAUACUUAAUCAAACAAUUGAUUUAGAGGGGUUCAGGCUGUUCAUGAAGACUUUUCUGGAAGCAGACUUACCAGAUGAUUUCACUGAGCACCUUUUUACAUCAUUUAGCAACAAAAUCUCUCACUGUAGCCCCUUAAUAAAAAACAAACCCCAGCACGUUUCUGGAGUUAAGGUGACUGAAGAGAAAUGGAAGCAGGUACCAGGUCUGAGACUUAACAAAGGUACCUCUACAUCCCGACCUCCUACUCCUGCCAACUUACAUUUACCAGAAAUGAUCCAGCUGAAAGACAUUGUUUGCUAUUUAUCAUUGCUAGAAAGAGGAAGACCUGAAGACAAGCUAGAAUUUAUGUUUCGCUUAUACGAUACAGAUGGGAAUGGUUACCUGGAUAGUUCGGAGCUGGAAAAUAUUAUUGCUCAAAUGAUGCAUGUUGCAGAAUACCUUGAAUGGGAUGUUACUGAACUUAGUCCAAUCUUGCAUGAAAUGAUGGAAGAAAUUGACUAUGAUCAUGAUGGCACUGUUUCCUUAGAAGAGUGGAUCCAGGGAGGAAUGACAACCAUCCCGCUUUUGGUCCUCCUUGGGUUAGAAAAUAAUGUGAAAGAUGAUGGGCAGCAUGUAUGGAGACUGAAACAUUUUAACAAGCCUGCCUACUGUAAUCUUUGUUUGAACAUGCUAAUCGGAGUAGGCAAGCAAGGUCUCUGCUGUUCUUUUUGCAAGUAUACAGUCCAUGAACGCUGUGUCUCAAGAGCUCCUGCAUCUUGCAUCAAAACAUAUGUGAAGUCCAAAAAGAAUACUGAUGUCAUGCACCAUUUCUGGGUAGAAGGAAAUUGUCCAACAAAAUGUGAUAAGUGCCACAAAACUAUAAAAUGUUACCAAGGCUUGACUGGACUUCACUGUGUUUGGUGUCAGAUCACAUUGCAUAACAAAUGUGCCUCGCAUCUAAAACCUGAAUGUGACUGUGGACUUUUGAAGGACCAUAUCUUACCACCUACAUCAAUCUGCCCGGUAGUAUUGACACUACCCACUUUAGGAAGUUUGCUCCCAGAGGAAAGACAGGCAACAGUGAAAAAAGAGAAGAGUUGCCCCCAGCAAAUGAACAAACUGGCAGAACGGAACAAAAUGCAAAGAGCCAAUUCCGUCACUGUAGAUGGACAAGGUCUUCAGAUCACUCCAGUUCCAGGCACUCAUCCACUUUUAGUUUUUGUCAAUCCUAAAAGUGGUGGGAAACAAGGAGAAAGAAUUUAUAGAAAAUUUCAGUACCUUUUAAAUCCUCGUCAAGUUUAUAGCCUUUCUGGAAAUGGACCAAUGCCAGGGUUAAACUUUUUCCGAGAUGUUGCUGAGUUCAGAGUACUAGCAUGUGGUGGAGAUGGAACAGUAGGCUGGAUUUUGGAUUGCAUAGAGAAAGCAAACUUGAUUAAGCAUCCUCCAGUUGCUAUCCUGCCUCUUGGGACUGGCAAUGAUUUAGCAAGGUGUCUGAGAUGGGGAGGAGGUUAUGAAGGUGAGAAUCUGAUAAAGAUCUUAAAAGACAUUGAGAACAGCUCAGAGAUUUUGCUGGACAGGUGGAAAUUUGAAGUAAUACCCAACGAUAAAGAUGAGAAAGGAGACCCAGUGCCUUACAACAUCAUCAAUAACUACUUUUCUAUUGGUGUGGAUGCUUCAAUUGCCCACAGAUUCCAUAUUAUGAGAGAAAAACAUCCAGAAAAGUUCAACAGUAGAAUGAAGAACAAAUUUUGGUAUUUUGAAUUUGGCACUUCGGAAACUUUCUCAGCCACCUGUAAGAAGCUGCAUGAAUCUGUAGAGAUAGAAUGUGAUGGAAUUCAGCUAGACUUAAUCAAUAUUUCUCUGGAAGGAAUUGCCAUUCUGAACAUUCCAAGCAUGCAUGGUGGAUCGAAUCUUUGGGGAGAGACAAAGAAAAGACGUAGCCACCGUCGGACAGAAAAGAAGAGGUCAGAUAAAAGAACCACUGUCACAGAUGCCAAGGAAUUGAAGUUUGUAUGCCAAGAUCUAAGUGACCAGCUUAUGGAAGUGGUUGGUCUUGAGGGAGCCAUGGAGAUGGGACAGAUAUACACAGGUCUGAAAAGUGCUGGAAGACGACUUGCCCAGUGCUCAUCUGUUGUCAUCAGGACCAGCAAGUCUCUGCCAAUGCAGAUAGAUGGGGAACCUUGGAUGCAAACUCCUUGCACGAUAAAAAUUACUCACAAGAACCAAGCCCCCAUGUUGAUGGGACCUCCUCCAAAAACUGGUCUUUUCUCUUCCAUCAUCAAAAGAACAAGGAACCACAGCAAGGAAUAAGCCUAUGUAGUUUAGUUUUUAGACAAAAAAAUAAAACAAAAAACCAAUUAGCUUUGUUGGGCUUUGAAAUAUUUAUGCUGGAAAUCUUUCAAGAAUUUUAGAAUAUCUUCUACUUGCAAAAUCAUGGGUUUUGGUUUAACAGUUUCUGUAACUCAGCUAAUGUAAAAACUACUGCUACUAGAAAAAAUAUUGUCACCGUUUUGUAGGCAUUUUGCAUGAUGAAAGCAGGUGUUUACAUGAAGUGAAACAGCAUACUUUUUUGUUGCAUGCAUUACCAUUUACUGAUCUGUGGGCUAAUUCUGCCAUGGAAUAUGGGAAGACAAUGCCAUGGGUAAUUUAAUUUUCUCUUGUCCAUUUCCACUUUUUCUACUGCAACAAUCAUGUGCCAGAGGUCCAACUUGAAUCAAACAUCCUCACAUCAUUAAGGCAAUUAGACCCUUUUCAGAGUGAAGUUUCUUUGAAGUCUCAUUAACCUGUACUUUUAUCAUUUCUUUCUCCCCUGAGGGUUUUUAUUCAGCUAAGCAUUAAAAUCUUGUAUCUUCUUCUGAUAACUCCUAUGUAUAUGAGUAACUGUACCUGCUGAAAACAUUUAACAAUGUCUGCAGUGUUGAAAUGAUCAUGCUUCCUCUUGUAUAAGCUUCUGUAAGGUUGGAAGUCAAUGAAAGUUUGAGCCAAAACUGUAAAGCUAAGGAGAUCAUGCUAGGAUAGUGAUAGUAGCCAUCAGUGGUGGUUGUUGAAACACUAGGAUUAUUUUAAUGAGCAAUACAUCUCUCUAACAUGGCAAACUUUAAAUCAUUCUGCAUAUUGACCCAUAGCAUAGUGUGUGUGCACACAAAUAACCAAAGCUCAUGUUUAAUAAAGUGCAUUUCCCACCAAAGAUUUAGUGAAGGAUGCUUCAGAGAAAUGGGUUAAUGCAUAAUUAAUCAACUUUGCUGGAGUAAACUCACUUCUGAAAAUUUAUAGUUCUUUUGAUUGUGUUGGCAGUGUCCAGACAAAUGUUGGGGUAGGAAGAAACAUUAAAUUAAUUGCAAGUAAAUGUUCACUUUUCAUUCAUUCAUUCCAUAACUUGGUAGACAUGAAGGCAUAAUCUAAAUAUUGAGAAACAGACACGUACUCUAAAUACUGAAAAAUUAAACUUGUAUUUAAUUUUUUGGUCACUAUUACUUAUAGAAUUUAUACCAUCCAUAAUUUACUCAUCCUUUAAAUGAAUCUCUUCAGGAAAGGAUAAACUGUUAUCUUUUCCCCUUUUGUAGUCUGCUUUCAAGAAUCAAAACAUUUCUUGUCAUAAAUUUUGGGGAGGCAGUUGCUCAGGUUUGUACUUUCUUAGCCCUCUGAAAGACUUCCUAACAGCUUAGAAAUCAUAGUACAGGGAUUUGUUUGAAGUUUGCACAGCACUGUCUAACGUUGAAGGGAAGUCCAGGAAUGCCAACUUUUUUUCAGUCUCGCAUAUAAACACUCUCAGUCAAAAGGUUUUGUGCAGUCUUAACAUUGUUAUCUCUUCAGACUGAGCUGCUUCUCAGCUCUGCAUGUCUUCAGUUCUCAGAUUUCAUCCAAAAAAAACCCAACAAACGAGGGAAAAAAAAACCUUUGCCUGAAAUGCAUGAUUUUCCAUUUUUAUCUAGACUUUAAAAUGUUAAUGAUUUAUUAAAUCUAUUUUUCUAUUGAUUCAUCCAUUAAAAAAAGAAAAAGUUAGUACUUCAUGGUUCUGUAGUGCACGGUACUGUGCAUGUAUUUAAAUCAAGUUGCUAUAAUUUGUUCUUCAGUAUAAGAAUUCAACAGAGUGCUAAUUUAUAUAAUAGAUGCCAAAAUAAAAGUAUAUAGUUGGUGAGGAUUAUAUCUCUGAAAUAUACAGUCUGUGCUCUGUAAACAUUAGGAAGUAAAUACCAAUUAAUGUUAUGUUCAGCAUUAGGUAGAAAAAAUAUAAGGGCAAUUAGUUGCUGAAAUGAGGAUGUUGUAAUUCCCCAGUCUUGGGUCCAGUGGUCUUGACAACUACAGUUACCGUAGGAGUAAACUGAUAUUUCUCCUGCACUGCAAACACACACACAUGGUGCACUCAAUGCACUUCUUAACUGCAAACAUACAUAAGUAUAGAGCAAAAGAAGCUUGCAAACGGAAGGAACUUGCUGACAUAAUAUUCCAUUAAAGCGUACAUCGGUUUUAUGAAAUUAUGGUUACAGGUUGAUAAAUAUUUUCACAUGACAUAGGAUUUUCUACCAAUGCUCUCAACUUUUUGUGGCAAGAAAAAAAAAUGUGUUUAAUGAUAAUAUAUAAUGUGCUCUCUAUGAUUAUCUCAUGAACAUUGUAAGUCUGAAAACAAAUAAAAUGAUACCUAAGCUAUUAUUUAAUAA
Pogoniulus pusillus (Red-fronted tinkerbird) is the source of this 5418-nucleotide messenger RNA. It is a transcript of the gene DGKB, whose product is annotated as diacylglycerol kinase beta. The record is from RefSeq and is a predicted model, not a curated record. Gene Ontology annotation, cellular component: plasma membrane. Gene Ontology annotation, molecular function: calcium ion binding; ATP-dependent diacylglycerol kinase activity. The transcript has 29 exons. Gene Ontology annotation, biological process: intracellular signal transduction; lipid phosphorylation; diacylglycerol metabolic process. The coding region runs from base 626 to 3070 and encodes 814 amino acids. Lineage: Eukaryota; Metazoa; Chordata; Aves; Piciformes; Lybiidae.